Cotesia congregata is the source of this 366-nucleotide messenger RNA. The record is from the annotation of a GenBank genome assembly. NCBI's taxonomy places the organism in Eukaryota, Metazoa, Arthropoda, Insecta, Hymenoptera, Braconidae.
AUGUUCUCUAGCAAAAGCUUGCUUCUUCUUCUUGUGGCCGUCCUUGGUUCCUCAUGGAUUUGCGGAGGCGGUUCCAAUGGACUAGCUUAUGCUUGCCCGUCGUCAUCCGAAGUACCUCAAACGGAAGUACCAUCAAAAAUUCAAUGCCCGGAGAUUAUAAUUCCGACGAUUUAUGACUUAUCUCCAGAAGUUGGAAAUAACUCGGUCACUGUUGGCAUCCGGAUCGGAGCCACAUAUCAUCGUUUACCUAACGCACCUUUUUACAGAGUAGAAAUGAGAGAGGGUUCAUCUAGUUCGAGUAUACCCGUCAAGAAUACAUAUUACGAAAAGGAAAAGAUAGUUAAUAAAUCAUUAACCAAUCAUUAA